Miscanthus lutarioriparius is the source of this 501-nucleotide messenger RNA. The record is from the annotation of a GenBank genome assembly. Lineage: Eukaryota; Viridiplantae; Streptophyta; Magnoliopsida; Poales; Poaceae.
AUGGAAGCGAUCUCUGAGGUGAAGAGGGCGGCUGCCAAAGCAGGCAGGAAGGGCUGUGGGACGGCCUUUGCUGCUGCCCUUGCCGCAGAGCUUUCCACGGUGAGAAUCGACCGAGAAAAGGAGAGGGCUCAGCUGAAAGAACAGAACAGAAGGCUCCGCAUUCAGCUGCGAGACACCGCUGAAGCUGUUCAUGCUGCUGGAGAACUGCUCGUCAGAUUGAGAGAAGCUGAGGAAGCAUCUACACUAGAAAAGGAGAGGACUGCCGCGUUGUUGCAAGAGAACGAGAAGCUGAAGAAACAGCUAGAGAAGCUGAGGAAGAAGCACGAGAUGGAGCUGGAAACGAUGAAGGUGCACCUUGCAGAGAGCCGGCUGCCGGAGUCGGCUUUGGGUGCCUUCUACCACCACGAGAACGAGAGGACCCCGGAGUACUCGUGCGAUGCUCCAUUGACGCACGACGACGAUCAGUCUUGGCGGGCUGCGUUUGCUUCUGCGUACGAGUGA